Coturnix japonica (Japanese quail) is the source of this 1272-nucleotide messenger RNA. RefSeq names its product protein C receptor (gene PROCR). Gene Ontology annotation, molecular function: signaling receptor activity. Gene Ontology annotation, biological process: negative regulation of coagulation. The record is from RefSeq and is a predicted model, not a curated record. Lineage: Eukaryota; Metazoa; Chordata; Aves; Galliformes; Phasianidae.
GAUAAGAUCGUUAACGAUGCACAGCUCCAUCCCACCCGCGGGGCUGUCACCGUGUCCCCACCGCUCUGACACAGCCCCGUCCGGCAGCGAAAUGGUGCGGGCGUCGUGGGUGAAGGAAAUGGGAGAGACCUGGCCGGAGUCCCGGCAUCCUCCUCCUCCUCCUCCUCCUGCCCGGCCCCACCUCCCCGGUCCCGCUUAACUGCGGCCGCGGGGCCGCCGCAUCCCGUGUGUAACCGCCCCGCCAUGCUGAGGCUGCUGCUGCUCUGCGGAGCCCUGAGCUGCGGGGCAUCGAGCGACGCCCCGCUUACCUUCACCAUGCUGCAGUGGACGCAGGUGUCCGACGGCAGCUCCGUCUUUUGGGGUAACGCCACGCUGGGCGGGCGGCUCAGCCACCUCCUGGACAACCGCAACGUCACUCAGGUGCUGCCCCUGGAGCCGCCCGCUGCCUGGGCACGGCAACGGGACACGGUGAGCAGCUACCUGAGCUACUUCAGCGCCAUAGUGCAGGUCUUCAGCAAGGAGAGGCCCCUCAACUACACCCAGCUCCUGCUCUGCCGCCUGGGCUGCUGCCUCUUCCCCAACGGCACAACCCGCAGCUUCUACGAGGUGUCCCUCAAUGGAACGGCCUUCCUCACCUUCCACGUCCCCAGCGCCACCUGGGAGCUCCGCUGGCCACGCAGGGACCCGGUGGCCACUUAUGCCCGUCGGGAGCUGAUGAAAUACACUGAGACCACCCAUAACCUACAGCACUUCCUCAACACCACCUGCGUGGACAUCCUGCGGGCCCAGAGCCCUCAGACAGGGAAGCAGAGAGGCCGCUCGCACGCCCCGCUGGUGCUGGGUCUGAUCCUGGGGGUCUCUGCGGUGGUUGGAAUGGCUGUGGGCAUCUUCUUGUGCACAGGAGGGAGCUGCUAGCGAAACCACGGCUGUCCUGUGUCACCCUGUGGGCACAGGGGGCCAACCCGGCAUCACCCCGGGGGGACCCCAGCUGGGAUGGUCCCCCCGCCCCAGGGAUGGUGCUCACAGUGCACUGAGGCUUAACAUGGAGCCACGCUUGGCCUCGAUGCAUGAAACGUGGAAAGCCAGAAGAAAGCCCCAAAGGGUGAAGAGGUCGGCAUUCAGACCGUGAUACAUCACCACGCUGGUGUGGAAGGGAGUGGAUGCCUGGAGGACAGAUGUCACAUCUGGGAAUGGAACCAUCGGUGGCCAUCCGUAUCUGUGCUCAACAGCCCUGCUUAGGGCCUGGUGCAAUAAAGCCCUUCUGCCCCCACA